This is a messenger RNA of Felis catus (domestic cat), 2663 nucleotides long. It is a transcript of the gene ZDHHC7, whose product is annotated as zinc finger DHHC-type palmitoyltransferase 7. Gene Ontology annotation, molecular function: protein-cysteine S-palmitoyltransferase activity. Bases 1 to 927 code for a protein of 308 amino acids. Gene Ontology annotation, biological process: peptidyl-L-cysteine S-palmitoylation; protein targeting to membrane. Gene Ontology annotation, cellular component: endoplasmic reticulum; Golgi apparatus. NCBI's taxonomy places the organism in Eukaryota, Metazoa, Chordata, Mammalia, Carnivora, Felidae. The transcript has 6 exons. The record is from RefSeq and is a predicted model, not a curated record.
AUGCCGUCAUCAGGACACCGGCUCCGGGAUGUCGAGCAUCAUCCUCUCCUGGCCGAAAACGACAAUUACGACUCUUCGUCGUCCUCUUCCUCCGAGGCUGACGUGGCCGACAGGGUCUGGUUCAUCCGCGACGGCUGCGGCAUGAUCUGUGCCGUCAUGACGUGGCUCCUGGUCGUCUACGCGGACUUUGUGGUGACUUUCGUCAUGCUCCUGCCUUCCAAAGACUUCUGGUACUCUGUGGUCAACGGAGUCCUUUUUAACUGCCUAGCGGUGCUGGCCCUGUCGUCCCACCUGAGAACCAUGCUCACAGACCCCGGGGCAGUGCCCAAAGGAAAUGCCACUAAGGAGCACGUGGAGAGUCUGCAGCUGAAGCCCGGGGAGGUGAUCUACAAGUGUCCCAAGUGCUGCUGCAUCAAGCCUGAGCGUGCCCAUCACUGCAGUAUUUGCAAAAGGUGUAUUCGGAAGAUGGACCAUCACUGCCCGUGGGUGAACAAUUGCGUGGGAGAAAAGAACCAGAGGUUUUUCGUGCUCUUCACUAUGUACAUAGCUCUGUCCUCAGUCCACGCUCUGAUCCUCUGUGGCCUCCAGUUCAUUUCCUGUGUCCGAGGGCAGUGGACCGAAUGCAGUGACUUCUCGCCUCCGGUGACUGUAAUCCUGUUGAUCCUCCUGUGCCUUGAGGGUCUUCUGUUUUUCACGUUCACCGCGGUCAUGUUUGGUACCCAGAUUCACUCCAUAUGCAAUGACGAAACGGAGAUCGAGAGGCUGAAGAGUGAGAAGCCGACGUGGGAGCGGAGGCUGAGAUGGGAGGGGAUGCGGUCUGUCUUCGGGGGGCCCCCCUCGCUCCUCUGGAUGAACCCCUUCGUCGGCUUCCGGUUGGGGCGGCCGCAGACCAGGCCCAGGAAAGGAGGCCCAGAGUUCUCCGUCUGAGGCCCGUCGGCGGACGCGGAGGGGUUCAGUCGAGUCCGGAAGGGCGGCGGCAGCUCACCUGUGACCAGUAGGGCGAACGGAACCGACAGACCAGUUGCCUGCAGCGAGCACUUUUAUGUUUGUAGUCACAGACCGCAGACUGCCCACGUCAGCGACCGGGGGCCGGUUUCCGCCUGUACGACUAACAGAAGGUACGUGGCCGCGUGAAGAAGUGUCACGACCUUGCUGCACACUUAGGGUUCUGGUUCGGGACACUGCAUUUUCUAAGAGGUUGUGUGGGGUAUUACACGGGUUAUUAAAAUCCUGUGUCCUAAAGCUGCUUUUUUCAGUCACGAAGAGAAAAAAAAAGUCAGUCCAGUGAAUGAGAAUUCUCCAGCUUCACGGUUUCAGGGCGUUCCUGUUGGCCCUGGGAUUCAUUAGUGCGCGCCCUUGAUCGAGGCGGGGCCCUGACACAGAAAACACUUUGGUCUCGAUGAGCUUCGAUACUUUGCACUGAGUUUGCGAACGAUCUGUGCACUGAACGGUGAAGGUGGCCUUCGGCACGCGCCCACGGCCCCGAAGAGGCCGCUUCGACCCUGUCGGCAGGUCUGCGUGUGUGUGCGCGCGCGUGUGCUUAAGAUGGGCGGUGUUGUUGCGGCGACCUGACAGGUGACAGCUGCGUGCGGCCGGCGGGCUGCUUUCCAGAAUCCGAGGUUUCAGGGAUGAGGGGAGAGCUGCCUCGGGACCCUUGUCCCCUGGGGCUUGUCAUGAAUUAUGAAUGUAUUGCAUUUUGGAGAAUGUCUUGAUCCAAAGAACAAUCACUCCCGUGUGGUCCUUCGUUGCCCUCCUGUUUUGACUUCAUUUUCCAGGUCCCAAGUGCGUGAGGGCCUCGGAACUGAUGUUUUUUUUUGUUCCAGCCACAUCAGGAGUGUCCAAGCGGCACUUCGGUGAGAAGUCUCGCGGCGGCCGGGUACGCCGUGCGGCCGCAUGCCGCUGCCGGGGGUGGAGGGGGGCGGGCAUGGCCACAGACACUCGCAGAGAGACACGGGCGGCACGGAGGACGUGAGGGGACCCCAAGGCAGAGCCCCGGGACCCCGAGCCUCAGUCACUCGCGGAGUAUUCAGGACGGCAACAGCUUUAUUUUUUGUGUCGUUCAUGUUUGUUUUUACACCACGUCCCAAGCGAUCCAGUAGGACCUUUGGUGCAGAGCUUAAACUUCCAUCAGAAAGCAAACAGCUCCCCUCCGUGGGGACUCGCCUUAAACUUGCCCGGUCUGUACCUGUUUUGCGGGACUCCGGACGAAGCGGUCCUUGACAAAGCCCGAGGCUCUCCUCCAAGCCUGCCUGCACGCUGACGAGAGCCGGUGUUCCCCUCCCGGCUUCUACGCCUUUCCGUUCACCCGUGAGCUGUUUGGGUUUGGGUUUGGGUUUUCGUUUUAAGGAACCCGCACCCUGUCCUAGUCAGGCUUCCGCCCCUGCUGACGCAGAUCCACGGGGGACCUACCCGAGACACGCAGCUGUAGCCGGGCGAGCAAAGCGGAGGGAUGUCCCGGAGACGGACUGAGAGCCGCGGGGCAGGGGCCGUGUCCCCACCAGAGGGACAGGCCCCAGGGGCCCAGACGCGGCGAGCCGCCAGGAGUCGCGCUGCGUCACACGUCUGCACAUCCGUUGUCCGCGGUGGGCGCGUGUGUCCGGCUUCGGUGUGAGGCUUUUAACGUGUGUACCUGUUUAUCAAUAAAAAGUGGUCCAAGUGGCGGA